Messenger RNA from Vitrella brassicaformis, 8202 nucleotides. The record is from the annotation of a GenBank genome assembly. NCBI's taxonomy places the organism in Eukaryota, Vitrellaceae.
AGAUGGCAUCUUUGUUUGCACCCAUUGAUCGACCAAAACAGAGAGGGUCUCACUCUACUCACGACAUGAAGCUUGUUUCAUCCAUCCAUCCGUCCGUCCACGCCACAAGCGCAUGAAGGAAGCGUCAGGCACAUCACGCCACACCGGCGUCAUGUCAUUGAAGACAACACCACCUUGGCUAAGCCCCUCCUCACAUCCGCAGAAUGUACAGACGGCCGUCCUCCCUACACACACACGACACGCCACGACACGACACCAAGAGAACGAACAUGAUUGACGACACACAUGCAUCCCCCCUGAUUGCUUGUCCGUCCCACCCACUCACCUGACGAGUCGCAGCUCGUUGCGUGCCGUCCAUGAGAGCGAUAUCGUCUGCAGCUGCUGCAACACACAGCACGCGACACACACACAGCAUACAGACAUCAUAAAUGUGCUGUCCCGUGACCCAUCAUCUCAUCUGAGUGGCGUACGUGGACGGGGGAGUUGAAGACGCCGGCCACUUUGGUUGCCGGGAGUGAGUGUGCCUUGAGGCACUUGCCAGACAUGCCCAGCAGACCUCCAAAGAACCCUGUCGACCCACACUGAUGGGUGAUAAUGCAACCCAACACACACACACACACACGCACAGGCACACACAACACACGUGCACGCUUCAUGACGGUCGGCAGCGUGUCUUUGGUGUCUGGUGUUGCUCAUCAUCUAUAUGGUCUGUAGAUACCUGCCACGUGCGUAUGGAUCGGUCGCCGGCCGAGUAGGAGGCCAGGUGAUUGCCGUCCUCAGAGAAGGCCAAACAGCUCACACGACCUGAUGAAUGAACCAACCAAUGAAUGAAUCGGUGACAACACACAGCAAAGCGUGCCAGCCAGGUCGAGUCCAUCGUCUUCUCUGCCCUCUGACCCACCUACCCACCGGUGUGCCCCUCGAGUAUUCGCCACUUGGUCGCCGUCCGCAGGUCGUAUAUCACUAUCAGACCCGUCGUCGUGCCCUGCAGCAAGGAAGGAAACACAUACACACACAUACGCACACACAGGGGUCUCCCUCCCUCCCUCCCUCCCUCGACUGACUGACUGACCACGGCGAAUCUCUGAGUGAUCUGGUGGAAGGUGACCAUGGGGAAGGUCUUGACCAACUCGAACAAGGCUGACGUCGCCGCACUCAGAGAACUACGCCUGCACACACACCAAAGACACACACACAGCCACAAAAGGGAGGGCAACAUCGUCAGCCAGCCUGGUGACCAGAUCAGAUCAGAUCGGGUGUAGUGUGUGUCUGUGACUGCAGGUGAGUGACCUCAGGACGGGGUCUGAUGGCUCCAGGCACCUCAGGACGGCCUCAGUGAGGGUCGGCAGCCACGGCAGCACUUUCUGCGGGAAACUGCGGGAAAAUAACACACGACACACCGAUUCGAUCAGCAGGCAUCCGCCACAGCGUUGACGCCACUCACUUGUUGACGAACCGCACCAGGACCAGGAGGGCCGAGUUGGCGUACGGCGCCCCCAGAUCAAGACGCCUGACAUGGCAAAAGAGACAGACAGACUGCAUCACCUCCUUGACCUCUCUUGACUUGAGGCUUGGCUGCCUGGGUUGGUACCGUACCUUGCGGCGGCCCCCAUGGCAGCGAUGAGGAGUGAAGGGUCCUGUGUGCCGAUCUGCUGCAGGAUGGACAGGCAUGGCGUGGCGUAGACAGGCUGCUGCGAUAGACCCAACACGCGAAGCGACAACGUAAACAGCUCACCCUCCUCCUGACAUGACACACAAACACACACACACCCAUCAACACACACAACACACACACGCGCCUUCCCAGCUGCCCAGCUCCCGUCCGACAUACAUACCGCCGAUCUGUUCUGCAGCGCGUCUCUGUCACCGAAGUCCCUCCUCACAGCCGAUGCCGCCACGCUGCUCAGGUCCUUCAUGUUCGGCGACUGUGCCGGUGUGGCGCCGUCGCCCCCCGCAAUGGACGAGAGGCUCUGGAGGUGGAUGCCCUGCUUGUUGGUGGCCGUAGGCAGCGCGUGGCGCCACAGAAAUGAGAAGGCGAGAGCGAAGAACUCGCAGGAGAGGUAGGUGACGAUGGUGCGGUUGGGGGGCGGCUGCACCUGCUGCUGCUGCUGUGAGUCGUGGGUGUGUGCGUGAGAUGGGUGCUGCAUGUGGGAGGGGAGGGGGGCCUGGGUGUGGGUUGAGCUGAACAUGAUGCGCAGCAGGGCCUGGGUCACUAUGGGCGUCCCGAGGGAUGGGGGGCGGCCUGCCAAGAAAGACGGAGACAGUGGUGACACCCACAUGAGAGACCAGCUGCCUGUAGGUGGAGAGAUGUACCUACCGUAUUGCUCUGGUCGUUCGUAGCCCACGACAGCCAGGAAGGUGAGCGCCGCAUCGUCCGUGCGAACCUGAACACAAAAACAGGACGGACAGACAGACAGACAGACAGAGAGACAGACAGAAGGAUGCCAUGAAUGCAGCACAACUCAACCAGCGAUGGCGCAAACACGCGCAUGCCCACCCUGAAGUCGUGGUGUUGGUCGCUCCAUAUCAUGGGCAGGGGUCUCUGGCUGCUGCCACCCGCAGCAACCACUGCCAACGCCGCCACGACCUCAAACGAAUUCCGCAUUGUCUGACAAACACCCCCACACACACAACCACACUCGCAUCGCCAUGAUGCAGGCCGGUUGGUGCCUGUGUCUGUGUCUGUGUCUGUGUGUGUCUUCUCACCUCUUUCAGAAUUUCGCUGUCGGAUAGCCGCACCGCCCGCCUCAGAGCCAUCUUGGCACUCUUGCGUAACGCAGAACUGCAAAAUGCAAAACAGAGAGGUCGGCAGAUCAAACUUAUCCGCUGCUGGUUCCUCUGAACACCCAUGUGAUGGUUGACCCUUACUGACAAUCUGGUCUGCAGCAGUAUGUGUGCCAGGAGGAUGAGCGACGGCAUGGCGCCCUUCGGCCGCGGGUCCCUCCUCUUCCCGCCGCUCCCAUGAUGAUACUCACCAUCCUGCUCCGCGCCGCCACCACCACCACCAGCUCCUCCACGCCCCUUGCCGCCUGCACCUGCCCCCAGGAUCUCCCGCAUCAUCAGCUCACGCAGCCACGGCAGCGACGCAGGACCCACAACCAGGGACGGUAUCCGUCGGUUGCCAAAUAGGUGGACGAAGAGGGUGUCGAAGCUGAUGGCGAGGAGUGCCGACAUGUGGCCGCUGAGAAGGUCGGAGAGCAUGACGCCGCCGUCCCAUGGGGGCACCUGUGGGGGGUAUAGGGUGGGCACGAACUGCAGGGCGGACCCGAUGGACCGCUGGGAGACGUCGCCCACGCCGCCUCGUUUGAGGAUGCCGUGGGUCUUGUGGACGACGCCAGAGGCCUCCGAUGAUGUGGCACGGGCCGCGUCGACGUAAGAGGGGCUGGCUGUGGGCGGGGGCAUGUGGGGCUGCGGGAAGGGCUCGUCCUCCUCUCCCCCCUGCUGCUUCAUCUCCCUCCCCCUCUCCAGCCCCCGCCCCUGCGCAGCCUCCUGCAUGGCCUUGGCGAAGUCAACAGUCCCAUCGGCAUCAUCCUCCCCCUCACCGUCACCCUCGUGAUCGAUCUCCUGCUGGUCCCCUCUGUGGGGCGGCACAACAUGGCGGCCAGCGGCCAAGGCUGACUUGGCCGCAUCUGUGGCUGAAUCGCUCUUACGCCGAAAUGCUGGUGGCUUCGGCGGUAGGUCCUGGGCCGCCACCAGUUCGGGUGAGGAUUCAUCGCCUGAUGGAGCGAUGGAUGGGCCGGCGCUUGUGUGAAGGGACUGCGAGUGGUCAGUGAUCUUGAUGACGGUGGGUUGGGGCGAGACGGAUGGGGGGACGGGGGGGGCGGGGUAGGGGAGAGGGGAAGGGGCGUGCAGGGGCUCCGCUGACGGGCUAGAAGAGACGAUAACCCUGCCACGUGACGACGGUGAACCAUACUGGGCUGUGCCGACAACAUAUCUGCAAAGGACCAAACAGAGAGCAUAAAACGAAAAUGAGCCCACAAGGAAGGUGUCACUUGUUGUACUGGCCCAUGGUCGGCUGACCUUCUAGACGCCUUGACAGGCUCGACGGUGGGCGCCUCCCCGUCAUCCCUGCCGUCAUCCCGCCUCCGCCUCGCGCGCAUCGGCGACACAUCCAGCACCGUCUUGGUCUUCAGAUCGCCCACAGGCCGCCCUAACCUUCGGGGCCGCUCGUCCUCGUGCGCUACCACAGACGCCCUCCUCACACGUGGCGGCAAGGUCGGUGCCGCCGACUCGGCAGACAGAUGGCGGCCCUCAACCCCUGCCCCUCCCUGGCCCGACGCUGGCUUGGGUGGAAGUGGGCCGCUGAUGGGGGGCAGUGUCUUGGUGUCGGCGAGUGCGUCGAAUUGUGAGAGUACGGGAGGGAGAGGUAUGGAGAGGGUGAAAUCGACGCCCACGACGGCGAGUGUGACGGGGCAGCAUGGGAGGGUGAGGAAGGGGAGGUGCUGCUGCACCUGCUCGUCGCAGCUGCUGCUCAGGUGCCAUGGGAAGAACAGAGACAGCAGGGGGAAGGCCGACAGGAUCCACUCGAGACGGUCGGUGUAGGAGUGGUGCAUAUGCAGGCCCUUCGCCCCACCACUGCUGUGGCCGGCCUCCUCCUUCAGGUGCUGCACUUGGGACGUCAUGGCGUGGAUGAACUCCGCCACGGGCAGCAGCAGCACCCCCGCCGACGCCACGUACAGUUGCUCAGACACUUCGCCCCGCCCUCCAUCGCCUGACGACGUGCUUGUGGUCCGGGGGAGGGCAGCCGGCAGCCGGAGGUCCGUGAUGGCCAGCCCAAAGGAGGUGUGCGAGAUGUGGGGCUGCGUGUGGGCGGCAAGAGCCGCCACAUUGGAGGGGAAGGUCCAUGCCUCGGUGGGUCUCCCAAGCCCUCCCAGCGGCGCCACAGGGGCCAGGUCGACGCGGCGCUCGAAUGUGCCGGAGGGCAGGUGCCACACAUAGGCCGCCACGCUGGUGAAGAUGGCCAGCAGGUCCGUCUGCAGGUCCAGCACCACUCGUCGCACGUCGGAGGCCAUGCACCCGCUCCUGCGGCUGAUCUGGCACAGGAUGGUGCCUCCAUGCAGCUGCUGCAUAUGCCGUCUCGCCCCCCUGGCCGGCCGGUCGUCGGCCGUCCACUUGGCGGUCCAGAGGAGGGCGGCCUCUGGUGCUGUGCUGCGGCCGUGGUGGUGUGGGUUGUGGUGGUUGUACACGUGGGCCGCCUGUGAAGUGUCGAGGACACACAUGUGGUUGGAGGCGUCGAUCGACAGUACCUUGGAGGGGUCGCACCGCCACUGGCCAUGCGACCCGUGGGGCUGCCGCAUCGACGAGCCCCCCGCCCCUGACGGCGCCAGGUAGACCCGAUGGAGGGCGAUGACCGAUGUGGCGUGACAUGCCGGGUGGAAGCCUGUGAGAGUGAAGUCAGGCAUGUUCCACCAGCAGAGGUCGCCAGACGUGGUGCCGCCGAUCAGGAGGGACGACGCGAGCGCGCGGAGGACACAAAUGGCCGGUUGGGGGGCGGCAGGGGGAGAGGGGGCGGGCGAUUGCCGUCUGUAGGGCGUCUUGAGGUGGAACACCGAGAAAUACGGCUGCGACGGGUCGACGUCUGGCGGCUGGUCCGAGUCGUCGACGGCUUCGUCGUGCUGCGGCUGCUGCUGGACCACCUCAUCGCCAUUGCUGUCGAUGCUCCACCUGACGUGCAGAUGGGGGUGGUGGGGGUGCACCUCACCGCUGCUGUCGACAUAGCCGUCACCCUCGUCAUGGUGGUGGGUCUUGCGCAGGAACUCAGACCGAUCUUUGGACAGCGCAUUGAGCCGCACAGCCGCUAUGGCGCCGUCAGAGAAGGACUGCACCAGGAACACUCGGUGCUCGGCCUCCAGGAUGCACGACGAGAGGCUCCUGCGGGCGGUGCUGACGGCAUCCGCGGUCUGCUGGUGGGGGAGGAGGGGCGACUCGCGUGGGAAGAAGAUGGACUGAACGCCCGCCCGUUUCCGCUGCGGCAGCUGCCAGAUCUUCCGCAGCGGCAGGGUCUGCAUGCUCCACCUGGCGGGUGGGGCUGCUGGUGAACAGCGUGUCUCUUGCCCUUGCCCUUGCCCGGCCAUCCACACUUGCACCACAUCCGGCAGAGACUCCGUCACAGCCCACAGCCCGAUCGAAUACACGGGGGCGGCGCUGGUCGAGCUCUUUCUCCACCUCUGUCCUUGCAGCGCGAUAAAGCACGGCCCCACGGGAUACGCACUGCCGGGGUCGCUGGGGGCCGCCUCACCUGUACCCCCUCCCGCCUCGCCCUCACCGCCCCCACUGAUGGCCUCGGGCAGCGUCGUGAGCAAGGACGGUGAUACCAGCUCGCUGUCUGACGUGCCUUUGGGCCUCUGCAAGGGAGUGGGGGUGUCGGAUGAGGCGGUUGUCGAGUCGUCCGCCGCCCUCGGCCUCAACGGCGACUUCUGCCGUGACGGCGGGUUGACGUAGGUGUCGAUUUGCCGCCUGCUGGAUGGCGUGGACGUGGGCGGGCGUGUGGGUGCGGUGGCAGGGGGGUUGGUCUGGGAGAGGCAGUAGGUGUAGCAUGCACCUGAUGAGGUCCAUGCCGCAAGCAGGAGCUUCCACGCGGAGAGGGAGGACGGCGGCCUCGAGCGACUGGCGGGAGCAUCGGCGUCUGCGCUACAUGUCAAUAAUGAGAGAUACAACACACACACCGAGACAACACAUGGUCGAUCUGAUCUAUGUGGCAUCUGUGGAUGUGUGUGCAUCUGUGUGUGUGCGUUUUCUCACCCAGUGGAGUCCUCAUCUCGCAGCUCUGAUGUCGCAGUGCCCUCCACAUACAGCAGCUGCGCCCCCUCCCAGCCGCCCGCCGCACCUGCAGAGAUCAGCGGUCCCCCGCCGGUCCUCUUGGGCAUGUCGGGACAAAACAGGUCGAUGAACGGCUGCAGCACAAACGUCACAUCGCCCGAAGAGCCGUUGCCGCGCUUGCCCGACGGUGUGGGGGCUGGUGGCUGUUUGCGCCAGAUGACGAUGCGCGAGUGGCCGACGGCGACCAGAAAGUGUUUGCUGAGGGCUAUGCGGUGGCAUCUCGAGGCGCCCCGGCCCGCGCCGGUGACAGCGGGGGGAAAGCGUGUGGCGCUAUCGUCGUCCGUCACGCCGAGAGAGCGGCCGGCAAAAGCCAAGAAGUCGUCUUCUUGCUGAAAUCGGAAUGCACACACCAGCCAACCACAGAGAGGGAGAGCCUCGACGGAUACUACAUGGCCAUGAGCUCGCUCACCUUUUUGUCAUGCUCCAGCGCGUCGCUAGUGAAGGUGGCCUUGAGCUUCAUGGCCGCCCCAGCCCCACCCGUGCCGUCGACACCAAUGCCAUCCCCACCCCCACCGCCGCCUUUUUUGUCCUUAUCGGCGGCCCCCGCCCCCCUCUCAAUGCCCAUGGGGAUCCGAAACAGCUCGCCAUCCUUCGGAGGCCUGACCAGUCGUGUGGCGGCCGCCUUGUCCAGGUCCCAGCAGAACACCUUGCCCUUCACCGAUAGUGCUGCUGCGAGUGCAGGCUGGGGGGCGGGGGCGGUGGGCACAGCGAUGCUCGACAGGGGCAGUGAGUCGGUGACGAGAUGGCACAGCAGGGACUGGCUCCAGAGGUCGAACACGCACAGGGAAAGGCCGUCAGACAGCAGCAGGAAGUGGGUGUAUGGCGCCGGGAAGACGCGCACACACUUGGCCUUGAAUGGGAUACGGUCUCUGAGGAUGGCCAGACACCGGCCGUCGUUGUCGGACCACACGCGGGCGGCUCCGUCUUCAUGGAGGGAGAUGACCACAUCCUCAGAGCAUCCGGUGAAGAGCGGCGUCGGGCAGCUGCUGAAGGCCACGUCAUGCACACCACAGGGGCCGGUCCAGUCGGGGACCAGCACGUGCCGGGGGAUGAAACGCCGAAUGCCGACGCACUCGGCGUCUGCCGCAUCAGCAGAGUCGCCUUGUGCCGCUUGGGAGUGGCCGAUGGAGACGGUCCAGAGGUAGAUGUGGCCCGAAGUGCACCCGGUGGCGAGCUUGACGUGUGAUGGAUGGAAGGUGGCGCACGUGAUGGACUGCUCCGCCUCGAUAUCAGGCCAUAUCGUGCACGCCAACCACACGUCAGAUGAACCGCUCAUCAUGAUCUCACUGACAAAAAGAGCCACUUAAACGUGAUCUUGGUGGGCGGAGCUCCUCAUGCCGGCAGCAAUGGGCCCUCGUCGCCGAAAUCCAGCGCAUCUCGUCG